UAGAAUCAGGCGCUCAUUAAAAAUACCAUAGUGUUUCAAAUGUUUUAGACGUAGAAACAUUAUAAAGGUUGAUCGUAUCGCUACACGUCGGAAGUGUGAUAAAAUCUUAUACAUAGAACCUAUGUUAAAUAUGGACAGUGAGAUUAUUUAUGAAGCUUUAGGUGAAGUUCUACCAAUGGAAAAGAAGAAGGGCAGUAAAGAGUCUUUUGACGAAGGAUUUGGAGCUCACGACGAGGAAAGUUUUUCAGAUCAACCACCAUUCAAUCAUUCCAUGACUGAUGAAGCUGUGGUGGAAAGUAUCUUUAAUUGCUGUGACAAGGCACAAACAGGAUAUGUUCGGGCUUCAGUCUUAGUUGAUUUCCUUUUAAAAUAUGCCUCUGAGAGCCAUGAAAUAAGAGAAACCUUUCAACACAUGCUGGUUGCACUUGACCCUUUUAAUAGUAAUCCAGAGGUUACAGUUGAAGAUUUUCAAUCUGCUCUCAAACUUUGUAUCAACAAAUUGACUUCUAAAACUGAAGACUCAUCAUUGAUGUUGGAUAUCAGUGCGUGUAAUAAUAACCUGCAGUCUACCCAGCAGCAUUCCAUUUCUUCCCCAUUCCGUGAAUCUGAUUCCAGGGAUUCAUCCUCUUCAGAGCUACAAUGUGCACUGGUUGAUGUAAAAGAGCUUCAAUUCCAGUAUAACCGUCUUCAAAAACAGAACACUUUGUUGCAAGAGCAAAUGGAUGCAGUGGAAGAAAGCAAUAUCUCUCUGAAAUCUGAGAAUUCUUUGUUGAAAAACAAAAUAAACAGAGUGGAACUAGCAGUGGCUGAAAUUGGUCAACAAUCUCAACUUUUGGAGGAAAACAACAGCCAACUUCAAGGCCGAGUAAAACAAAUGAAAGAUGAUUUACAAAAGAUGACAACGCAGUACGACGUGUGUCGAAGGGAACUCGAAGACAAAGUUCUAGAGUUAGAAACCAUGCAACUAAAUCGCACAAAAGGAGAAGAACGCUGUGAGCAGUUAAUUGAUGCUAUUCGACACCUUGAAGAAACAAUACGCGUGAAGGAGGAGGAAUUGGAAGUCAAGGAUAAGGAAAUUCAGCGCAUUUCACAGGAUUUAAUGGACCAUCAGUUGUUAUACGAUCCAGUGUUAUCUAAUGAGUUUGAUCGCGUUAAGGGACAAGAAGCUGGGGAAAAUCUAGCGGCGGAAUUGCAGUCGUCUUUAGGCGAUACCCCUUGGAAAAAACAGAUGGGGAGUGUUGCAAAACCCGAUUUCAUUCAUCCAGCUGCUUGGAAUAUCAUGCUCAACGAGCCAGAGUAUGAGGAUGAGCCAGUGAACAGGAGUUCUUCUUUCGGUGAUUUCCGAAGUACGAGCGCAGUAAAAGGAAAUGAAAUCUCCCAUCAACAAGCUGGGGUCACCCGCAGCCAGGCAAUAUCUAGCCUAGUUAACUUGGAAACACAAAAUAUCAACACCGAUCUCAACGAAUUUGUUCAUUCUACUCCCAUCAGUAAAAUUGCACCGGCAGGCCCCGUCAGUGGGAAUCGCGAACAACUGUCGGUCAAGAAGUCAAAGAUAUUGGAAGGGUUGGACGUUUUAAGAUGUUGUCUUCGAAUUCUCUUAUAUUGUGCUGCUGCAAUGGCUUUUCUCGUUCUGGCCAGUGUGCUUAUUUUAUUGCUUCUGCUGUCCAUGUCAUCAACAGCCACUUACGGCUGCGGUGGCGUAUCAACCAUGUAUCCACAACUGGGUUCCCCAUACUACCCUUCAGCUUUCGUAUCUAAGGUAUUCGAAAUUAUUAAACCAUACUGCAACAUUGAAUACCAUUCUGGUUGCCCUCCCGUCUAGAACUCGCCCUAUCCGCUUUUUCUUAGUCUUAACCUGCUAACCCUAUUUUUCCCAGCUCACUGUCACCAUUUUGUCUUCACGAUGAUUUAUGAUAGUUCUUCUCUUAAUCCUAUAUAAAUCGACUGUUUGAAAAACGUGAAUUUCGGUCAUAUAAACAAACGACACAGCUUUA
This is a messenger RNA of Daphnia magna, 1994 nucleotides long. RefSeq lists its product as uncharacterized. The record is from RefSeq and is a predicted model, not a curated record. The coding region runs from base 122 to 1822 and encodes 566 amino acids. The transcript has 10 exons. Lineage: Eukaryota; Metazoa; Arthropoda; Branchiopoda; Diplostraca; Daphniidae.